ACUCCUCUCCUUCUCUCCCAAACGUUCCCAAUUUUUUCCUGCUAAUCACGAGACAAAAAUCAUCCUAACCUGGUUGAAUUAGCUCCAUAUAUAUCUCUCAAAACCCUAAUCAGGAAGAUGAGCAGUAGCGGAAGCCCUAGCAGCAGCGGUGGAGGUGGACCGUGUGGCGCCUGUAAGUUCUUGAGACGGAAGUGCGUUCCCGGCUGCAUAUUCGCACCCUAUUUCGACUCCGAUCAAGGAGCGGCGCACUUCGCGGCGGUUCAUAAGGUGUUCGGAGCGAGCAACGUUUCAAAACUCCUCCACCAUAUUCCCGAGCAUAAACGGGCAGACGCCGUCGUUUCAAUCUGUUUCGAGGCUCAGUCUCGUCUCCGAGACCCUAUCUACGGCUGCGUCUCCCACAUCGUCUCUCUUCAGCAACAGGUGGUGAGUUUGCAAAAUGAGCUUUCAUAUGUACAAGCACAUUUAGCAACUCUAGAGCUGCCACAGCCACCGCCGGCCACGGUGACGUCUUCUGGAUCUCUGCCGCCUCUUUCCAUAUCAGACCUGCCCACAAUAACACCGUCGAUGUACGACCUCUCCCCAAUCUUGGAGCCGAUAUCAUCCACGUGGCCCAUGCAGCAACAACCUCGACCGUCGGAUCAUCUCUUCGGUGUCUCGCAAUCGUCCAGUAUCGGAGGAGGCGGCGAGUUCCAAGCUAUUGCACGUGAGUUUCUUCACGGUGGGCAGAUGUCAGCUCAUCAGCCGCCGCCGGAGACCGGUGGUUCUGCCCCAACAGUGAUAAAAAGAGAAUGAUGCUUAUAUUUUAUAUAUAUAUAUAUAUAUGUUGGUUCAGUUUUGGACCUUA
Molecule: messenger RNA, 844 nt
Organism: Brassica oleracea var. oleracea
Lineage: Eukaryota; Viridiplantae; Streptophyta; Magnoliopsida; Brassicales; Brassicaceae
Product: LOB domain-containing protein 30-like
Exons: 2
Coding region: 118-792 (224 amino acids)
Biological process (GO): hormone-mediated signaling pathway; positive regulation of DNA-templated transcription
Cellular component (GO): nucleus
Source: RefSeq, a predicted model, not a curated record